AUGUGGCUGUGCUUCAGAUUGAGGCCCUCGGGUGUGUACACACUCCACAGCGUGCACCUGUUGCUCAGGUUCUGCAGGAAGCACACUGGUUCUUUGAGCAGAGACAUGGACUCACUGGACGCGUAUUAUAACGGAACCUUCGAGCCGCAGAACCAUGACAGUGUGGAGCGAGAGCCACCAGCGUGUCUGUACUCCCGGCGAGCAGAGCAGAUGCCAUAUUUAGAGCUGCAUGGUAAUACGGCAAUUGGGAAUCAGGACAGAGAGUUGGCGCCCUACGAUCUGCCAUCCUGUCAGCACACCCCCUCACCCGGGUAUCUCCAGGACGAAGGCCUGCAGGCUGAUGCCUACCAUCUGAGGACCGACGAGAUGACGGGACACAUGGCCUUUCCAUGGAUGAGAGCUUCAAGAGCUCAAAUCUGCCAGGCACCCAUGACAGGUGGGUUUCUGUCUGAAGACUCGGAUGAGCAGAAGCGAAGCCGGACAGCAUACAGCAGGGCACAGCUGCUGGAGCUGGAGAAAGAGUUCCUGUUUAACCGCUACAUUUCCCGGCCACGUAGAUACGAGCUGGCAACGAGCCUGAACCUCACCGAGCGCCACAUCAAAAUCUGGUUUCAGAACAGACGCAUGAAGUGGAAAAAGGAGGAAGCGAAGAGGUGUAGAGGCACACGGAACCAAGAGCUCCAUGAACAAGAUGCCGAGUCAACUGUAGCAAAACGGGUCUGAAGGAGGCAACCUUUAUUUAACCUUUAUUUGAGACGCAUAUAGGUUUAAUUAUAUUACAAUGUAAUAUUUUUUAAUGCGCCUAAACGGCGUGGAGAUACAGCAUCUUGAAUGAGAUAACACAUAGCAAAAUUCCCUACAGUAACAGUCAGAGCUUUAAUGUUGAAUGAUGUACUACAGAAUUCCUUCGUGUCCACUUAAACCUAGCUACACUAUAUGGUUAAAAGUUUGUGGCCACCUGACGAUCACACUCAUAUGUGCUUGUUGAACAUCUCAUUAUAGAUUUAGUCCCUGCUUUACUGUUAUAAUAAGCUCCACUCUUCUGGGAAGGCUUUCCACUAGAUUUUGGAGUGUCUCUGUGGGGAUUUGUGUUCAUUCAGCUACAAGAGCAUUAGUGAGAUCAGGCUCUGAUGUUGGUGAGGAGGUCUGGGGUUCAGUCGGUGUUCCAGUUCAUCCCAAAGGUGUUCAGUGGGGUUGAGGUCAGGGCUCUGUGCAGGACACUCGAGUUCUUCCACUCCAACCUUCACACACCAUGUCUUCAUGGAGCUCGUUUUGUGUACAGGAGCAUCGUCAUGCUGGAACAGGUUUGGGCCUCUUAGUUCCAGUGAAGGGAAACUGUAAUGCUACAGCAAACGAAGACAUUCUAUACAACUUUGUGGCAACAGUUUGGGGAAGAAACACACAUGGGUGUGAGGAACAGCUGUCCAUAUACUUUUAACCAUAUAGUGUGAAUUCAGUUAUUAGUGUAACUAAAACUUGGUUUGAAUUAAAUAUCUUGUUUACACAUAUACAUUAUUUAGAUAUUUGUACAUGUAUGACAUAAAUUAUUGAGACAACUGUUUUACUUGUGUGCAGAAUGUACAAAACAUUUAUCAGGUUUCCUCAUAUUUUAAGAGAAUGAUUAUAACAGGGAAGUAUUUUAUGGAUAUGGAUAUACAGAUUUAUGGAUUGUAUUUGUAAGACUAUUUCUAUGGACUAUUACUAAGAAUUUUUAAGAAUGUAACUCAUAAAAAUGUAUUUGCCUUGUGUGUUUUUGCUCUUGUGCUGCAGUAGCUAGGCAUGACUCACGGAUACGCCUUGUCUCUGAUAUGAGCUCAGCUAUCACUCGGUUCAGGCUUUGACUCACAUUCUAUCUAAUCUAACAUUUUCUUUUUGUUCUUGCUUUAUCCAAGAACACUGCUAGAUACCUAGAUACUAUGUUCUGUUUCU
This is a messenger RNA of Pangasianodon hypophthalmus (striped catfish), 1929 nucleotides long. Its product is annotated as pancreas/duodenum homeobox protein 1-like. The coding region runs from base 1 to 723 and encodes 240 amino acids. Gene Ontology annotation, cellular component: nucleus. The transcript is spliced from 2 exons. Gene Ontology annotation, molecular function: RNA polymerase II cis-regulatory region sequence-specific DNA binding; DNA-binding transcription factor activity, RNA polymerase II-specific. The record is from RefSeq and is a predicted model, not a curated record. NCBI's taxonomy places the organism in Eukaryota, Metazoa, Chordata, Actinopteri, Siluriformes, Pangasiidae. Gene Ontology annotation, biological process: regulation of transcription by RNA polymerase II.